AUGGCUUUCAGAGCAACUGCAGUUGUCUGUACCAACAUGAAGAGAUGGGCUUACAAAAUGGCUGGAUUUAACCAAUAUGGUCUACUUCGUGAUGACUGUCUGUAUGAAACUGAAGAUGUAACGGAGGCAUUACGUCGGCUUCCGCAACAUGUUGUCGACGAGCGUAACUUCCGCAUUGUACGCGCACUUCAACUCUCCCUUACCAAAAACAUCCUCCCCAAAGAGGAGUGGACCAAGUAUGAAGAGGACAAGCUCUACCUAUCACCUGUUGUUGAAAUUGUAAAGAAGGAACGAUUAGAGCGCGAGAACUGGGAGAAAAAUUAUUGA
Arctia plantaginis is the source of this 327-nucleotide messenger RNA. NCBI's taxonomy places the organism in Eukaryota, Metazoa, Arthropoda, Insecta, Lepidoptera, Erebidae. The record is from the annotation of a GenBank genome assembly.